CCUCCUCCCGCUCCUCCCGCUCCGGCUCCUGCUCCGUGCAGCCGCCGCCGCCGCCGCAGCCUCCCGCUCCGCACGGGGGAACUACGCUGCUCUCGGCGAUCGCCUCCCCCACCGACUCCCGGGCCGGCCCCCAGCGCCGGCCCGCCCCGCCCGCGGCCGUCCUCCCAGCUCGUGCCGCGGCGCCUCGGGAAGUUUAUUCCGCCCGCCCUCCUCCCCUUCCUCCUCCGCCUCCUUCUCCUCUUCACCCCGCCUCCCCGCCCUCCCUCGGCUCUGUCCCCGCGGUGGCUGCCGCUGCCGCCGCCGCCGCUGCCGCGCUGCUCCUCGGCCAGCCGCGCCGGUCCGCGGGCUGGAAAGCGCCUGGCUCCGCGCCCCGCGCCGCUGCAGCCGCCGCUCGGGGCCGCCGCCGGCCCUCGGCCCCGCAGAGUUCCGGGCUCCCUCGCCGGCUGCACCGCCCCGCCCCGCGCCCGCCGGGGCAGCGCGCCCCGCGCCGCGCCGCGCCGACCUGCAGCGCCCGGCUGGCUCGCGCUCCGCCUCCCCCGGCUCAGCCCCGAGCCGCGGCGGGACCAGAGCGUCCUGUCUUCUGACUGAAAGAAUCCCAUCUCAGCGAUAUUCAGCUCACUUCCCAGCUCCAAUGGAGAGCAGUUUCCAGGCGCUUUAUCAUGCAGUUGAGGAAGACUGCUUCGUUCACACCACAGAUACCUAAAUAAGUUUGGUAUGACGCCAGAGCCGGCUUUGGGCAUACAGGAGGAUGUUGGAUGCAGGGGUCCCUACUGUGAAGAAGCUCCCCAUAGAAGCUUUGCUAAUAUCUAUUGGUCUAGUGGUCUAGUGAAGCGCCGAGUCACUUGUGAGCCUCGCCUUGGAGCUCCUGGGGAUUUCUCAUUGUUCCAGGAGAUUCCAGGCGCGCGCCUCCCUCCCCACGUCCCUGGUGAACUAAUGAGCGAAGCUCUGCACAAGAGCACAGCGCUUGAAGGGCGGCAGGAAGAUAUGACCUGGAACCAGCUCUAAGGUAGCUGCGUCAGCUUCCCCAGGAGCUCAGAGCAGCAUUGCUGGAACCAGCAGUAGAGCCAUUUCAACAAAUCACCUCUUUUAAUGCUCUUCGGCAGAGAUCAAAUCUACACGGGCUGUAAGUUGUACAAUGGUAGAUGGAGUGAUGAUUCUUCCUGUGCUAAUGAUGAUGGCUUUCCCUUCCCCAAGUAUGGAAGACACAACCUCUUCAAUGUGUUAGAUGAGAAGCCCAAGGUGAACCCCAAACUGUACAUGUGUGUGUGUGAAGGCCGCUCCUGUGGGAACGAGGACCACUGCGAAGGCCAGCAGUGCUUCUCCUCACUGAGCAUAAACGAUGGUUUCCACGUCUACCAGAAAGGCUGCUUCCAGGUCUACGAGCAGGGGAAGAUGACCUGUAAGACCCCGCCAUCGCCUGGCCAGGCCGUGGAGUGCUGCCAGGGGGACUGGUGCAACAGGAACAUCACGGCCCAGCUGCCCACUAAAGGGAAAUCCUUUUCUGGAACACAGAAUUUUCACUUGGAGGUCGGCCUCAUCAUUCUGUCUGUAGUGUUCGCAGUAUGCCUUCUAGCUUGCCUACUGGGAGUCGCUCUCCGAAAAUUUAAAAGGCGCAACCAAGAACGCCUCAAUCCCAGAGAUGUGGAGUACGGCACCAUCGAAGGGCUCAUCACCACCAAUGUUGGAGACAGCACUUUAGCAGAUUUACUGGAUCACUCGUGUACGUCGGGAAGCGGCUCUGGCCUUCCUUUUCUGGUUCAGAGAACAGUGGCUCGUCAGAUCACACUGCUGGAGUGUGUUGGGAAAGGCAGGUAUGGUGAGGUGUGGAGGGGCAGCUGGCAAGGGGAGAAUGUUGCUGUGAAGAUCUUCUCCUCCCGGGAUGAGAAGUCGUGGUUCAGGGAAACAGAAUUGUACAACACUGUGAUGCUGAGGCAAGAAAAUAUUUUAGGUUUCAUUGCUUCAGACAUGACAUCAAGACACUCCAGUACCCAGUUGUGGUUGAUCACACAUUACCAUGAAAUGGGGUCACUGUAUGACUAUCUCCAGCUUACUACUCUGGAUACGGUUAGCUGCCUGAGAAUAGUGCUGUCCAUUGCUAGUGGUCUCGCACAUUUGCACAUAGAGAUAUUUGGGACCCAAGGGAAACCAGCCAUUGCUCAUCGAGAUUUGAAAAGCAAAAACAUCCUGGUGAAGAAGAAUGGACAGUGUUGCAUAGCAGAUUUGGGCCUGGCAGUCAUGCAUUCCCAGAGCACCAAUCAGCUGGACGUGGGGAACAACCCACGCGUAGGCACCAAGCGCUACAUGGCCCCUGAAGUCCUGGAUGAAACCAUCCAGGUGGACUGCUUUGAUUCUUACAAGAGAGUCGAUAUUUGGGCUUUCGGACUUGUCUUGUGGGAAGUGGCCAGGCGGAUGGUGAGCAACGGUAUUGUGGAAGAUUACAAGCCACCAUUCUAUGAUGUGGUUCCCAAUGACCCAAGUUUUGAAGAUAUGAGGAAGGUGGUCUGUGUGGAUCAACAGAGGCCAAACAUACCCAACAGAUGGUUCUCAGACCCGACAUUAACUUCUCUGGCCAAGCUGAUGAAAGAAUGCUGGUAUCAAAAUCCGUCCGCAAGACUCACAGCUCUGCGUAUCAAAAAGACUUUGACCAAAAUUGAUAAUUCCCUAGACAAAUUGAAAACUGACUGUUGACGUUUUCAUGGUGUCAAGAAGGAAGAUUUGACGUUGUCGUCAUUGUCCAGCUGGGACCUAAUGCUGGCCUGACUGGUUGUCAGACCGAAUCCGUCUGUCUCCCUCCCCAGGUGGCUGCUUCGACAAGGCAGACAUCUCACCCAGCCACGUGUUGGGGAGACACCAAAACCACCCUAACCUCGCUCAAUGACUGUGAACUGGGCAUUUCACAACUGUUCACACCGCAGAGACUGAUGUUGGACGGACACUGUUGCAAAGGUAGGGAACUGGAGGAACACAGAGAAAUCCUAAGAGAGAUCUGGGCAUUAAGACAGUGGCUUUGCCUAUCUUUCACAAGUCUCCUAGACACUCCCCACGGGAAAUUCAAGGAGGUGGUGAAUUUUUAAUCAGCAAUAUUGCCUGUGCUUCUCUUCUGUAUUGCACUAGGAAUUCUUUGCAUUCCUUACUUGCACUGUUACUCUUAAUUUUAAAGAUCCAACUUGCCAAAACAUUGGCUGCAUACUCCAUUGGUCUGUCUUUGGAUAAUAGGAAUUCAAUUUGGCAAAACAAAAUGUAAUGUCAGACUUUGCUGCAUUUUACACAUGUGCUGAUGUUUACAAUGAUGCUGAACAUUAGGAAUUGUUUAUACACAACUUUGCAAAUUAUUUAUUACUUGUGCACAGAGCAGUUUUUACAAAACUGUUCUGUGCAUACGUUAAAGCUUAUUUUUAUGUGGUCUUAUGAUUUUAUUACCGAAAUGUUUUUAACACUAUACUCUGAAAUGGACAUUUUCUUUUAUCCUCAGUUAAAUUCACAUUUUAAGUGCUUCACAUUUGUAUGUGUGUAGACUGUAACUUUUUUUCAGUUCAUAUGCAGAACGUAUUUAGCCAUUACCCAUGUGACACCACUGAAUAUAUUACUGAUUUAGAAGCAAAGAUUUCAGUAGAAUUUUAGUCCUGAACGCUGUGGGGAAAAUGCAUUUUCUUCGGAAUUAUCCAUUAUGUGCAUUUAAACUCUGCCAGAAAAAAAAAUAACUAUUUUGUUUUAAUCUACUUUUUGUAUUUAGUAGUUAUUUGUAUAAAUUAAAUAAAAUGUUUUCAAGUCAA
This is a messenger RNA of Myotis myotis, 3773 nucleotides long. RefSeq names its product activin A receptor type 1 (gene ACVR1). The transcript is spliced from 15 exons. Gene Ontology annotation, biological process: BMP signaling pathway; cellular response to growth factor stimulus; transforming growth factor beta receptor signaling pathway. The record is from RefSeq and is a predicted model, not a curated record. Gene Ontology annotation, molecular function: ATP binding; metal ion binding; SMAD binding. Gene Ontology annotation, cellular component: plasma membrane; BMP receptor complex. NCBI's taxonomy places the organism in Eukaryota, Metazoa, Chordata, Mammalia, Chiroptera, Vespertilionidae. The coding region runs from base 1090 to 2688 and encodes 532 amino acids.